UGGAUUAGCUCCUCAGUUUUGAUUUGAUAAAAAGAAAGGCGAAAGUCAAAAGCGCGGGCGACCUUUCUCUGAUCUGAAGAUUAAAAGAUGCCUCGUUAUGAAGAUCGUCACGGAAGCACAAGACUCUAUGUUGGCCACUUGUCCUCCCGAACUCGGACUCGUGAUGUUGAACGUCUCUUUAGCAAAUAUGGAAGGUUUUCUUGGCUAUUUGCCUGACUUUGGAGGUUGUUAUGGUGAGAGAGAGAGAGAGAGAGGGUGGAUAGUCUUUGAUGCUGUUUAAUGGGGGCUUUUUGGCGCUUCUCUCUGUUUUUGUUUGUGUGUUGAUUUGGUGAAAACUGGCAACAAAAUCUCUGGUGUUUUGUUCCGACUGUGAUGGUGACUGAUGAAGUAGUCAAAAUAAUGAUGAUGCCUGGCCUUACACUGUUUCUGCCAAAACAAUUUCCGCAGAGUACGAGAUGUUGAUAUGAAGCGUGACUUUGCCUUUGUCGAUUUUAGCGACCCCCGAGAUGCUGAUGAUGCAAGGUACCGCUUAGACGGAAGGGACGUUGAUGGAAGCCGCAUCGUUGUUGAAUUUGCCAAAGGGACACCGCGUGGUUCUGGUUCUGGCUAUGGUUCUCGUGAGAUAUCUUCAAGCAGAGGAGGACCUCCUCCUCCAGGAAGUGGACGCUGCUUCAACUGUGGUCUUGAUGGACACUGGGCUAGAGAUUGCACUGCUGGUGACUGGAAGAACAAAUGUUAUCGAUGUGGCGAUAGAGGUCACAUUGAGAGGAACUGCAAGAACAGUCCCAAGAAGCUCAAGCGGGACCAAAGUUACUCCAGAUCACCAGUUAGGUCUCGGUCACCUCCUCGUCCUAGUAGAAGAAACCGCAGCAGAAGCAAAAGCCCAAGCUACAGUCGCUCAAGAUCCCCGGUUAGGACUGAAAAGGCUCGGACUCCUGAACCAGCUGCGAGGAGCAGGAGCCCUGAACCAACGGUUGUUAACUCUCCUCCACUCAAGGAUAUAAACCAUAGCCUAAGUCCUAACGAAAAGAGCCCAGUGCCUGAGAAGAACGGUCAAAGCCCUAAAGGUCAAGAGAACGGCAAUGGAACCAAUGGACAAGACCACAGUCCUAGAGACGAACCUAGUCCCUGAGACGUGUUCACAAUGAGUAAAGAAACUCUUCAAAACAAUUUUAUGAACUUGCAUUUCUUAUAAGACUUGUUAUGAAUUUAUUGUUGUUUUGUGUUUGGAGACUUCACGUUCUCUGACUUCCUCUGUUCUUUUCUCCUCUUAAAAAAAAUUAUUACAUUUCAUGUA
Molecule: messenger RNA, 1297 nt
Organism: Brassica napus (rape)
Lineage: Eukaryota; Viridiplantae; Streptophyta; Magnoliopsida; Brassicales; Brassicaceae
Product: serine/arginine-rich splicing factor RS2Z33
Exons: 6
Coding region: 464-1132 (222 amino acids)
Biological process (GO): mRNA splicing, via spliceosome
Cellular component (GO): nuclear speck
Molecular function (GO): mRNA binding; zinc ion binding
Source: RefSeq, a predicted model, not a curated record